Molecule: messenger RNA, 1770 nt
Organism: Lachancea fermentati
Lineage: Eukaryota; Fungi; Ascomycota; Saccharomycetes; Saccharomycetales; Saccharomycetaceae
Source: the annotation of a GenBank genome assembly
AUGUCUGAAAGGAGCAAAGAACAACUAUAUGGAAUGCACAUUAAUAUGUACCCGCCGUCCAGGCAAGUGGAUUCGGCGGGGAAUAACGGUCCAGCGGACAAUCAGCGGACCGCACCUUACCCAUUGGAAGACACGCAGGAAGUCAUAAAUCCAGUACCGCUGCAAUCAAGAAGCACACAGUCUUCGAUAGGGGUAACUUCAGGAAGCAUACCAGCCCCCAGAGUGAUCUCACCGACAGAUUCGAGGUACGAGCGGCCAUUCGCUUUCACUGCGUCCGGUUCGACCGACUCCCUCAACAGAGCGACGAGGCCCGGAAUCUCAGCAACAAGCUCCGUAGAAACAUUCACAAGUGCAAGUGAUAUGCAGAAGCCACCGCCUCCGCCAUAUGAGGAAACAGAAACGCAAUACUUUCUCCGCGAGAAGGCUUACCGACAGGAAGAAGAUAUGGCACAAGAAGUCAUGAAAGUGUCGCCCAAGAAAAACCCUCUUCAGGAACCAUCACGCCGAAAGACGCCUCCACCGAAGAAUCGCCCUCGUGACUUAUCGAAUUACAGUGAAGAAGCCUUAGAAUUUCACAACAUCUAUGAGAUCACCGUAAAUGACUCCCCGAAAUUCACCCCGGAAGUCCAGAUGAAAUGGUGCGAAACAUUGCUCACAUACUCAUUCCGGCCAAAGUUCAUAUCCCAAUACAACAUCAAUGCCGAAAAGCUUAAAAGACAGUUGACUCCUGAAGAAACACUUAAAAAUCAAAAAAUUAUAUUGGAGCAUGCCCUAAAGGUUCUAACAAAACUCAUUACUUUACAGUUCGGCCCAGCAAUGUACCUCAUGGGAACACUAUACUCGCAUCAACCCUAUCUAGACAUUAAAAUUCAAUCAAUAGUGGCUAAAAACGAUACAAAAGCCCUAGAUUACUAUUCUCGUGCUGCAGAACUCAAUCACGCAGAUGCCUGCUUUCGGGCAGGAAUCAGCUAUGAGUACCAACGAGGAACACCACCCCAAUUGAGCAAAGACAACUGCCUUCAGAGAGCCGUGAAGUACUACGAGCUUGGGGCUGACAAAUGCCUAGACGCCUCUUGCAUGUAUAAACUGGGCAUGUUGUACCUACAUGGACUGGAGUAUCAGCGUGUGAUAUUAUCUCAAGACGUGAAAAAAGCGAUUCUAUGGUUUACCAGAGCUUCUUAUGCGGACACAGAAAAGCAAUCUCCCAGCGACGCAAAGAGAGCAACGCAAGUUUCUCCACAAGCCAUGUAUGAGCUGGGCAAAAUCUACGAAUUUGAAGGCCUGCCUCCUUCCCUACAAAAUGCGUUACUCGCAGCCAGCAUCCAGCCCAAUCCCUCAAAAGCGCUCACGUAUUAUCAUCGUUGUGCCACUCAAUGCUCAUACCCGCUCGCACAGUGGAAACUGGGCCAUUGCUAUGAAUUUGGAGAACUAAAUCUACCAGUCAUUGCUAAUAAAUCCAUCGCGUGGUAUGCCAAGGCUGCCAUGAACAAGCCUCGCGGCAACCCAAUGGCUAUGAUGGCUCUCAGUGGAUGGUAUUUAACGGGGGCAUCCGGAGUGCUGCAACCGAAUAACCAGGAGGCUUACAAUUGGGCCCUCAAGGCGUGCCAAUUGUCUGAGGGAAAGCUGGCAAGAGCCCAGUAUGCUCUUGGCUUUUUUUGUGAGAAUGGUAUCGGCUGUCCUCCAAGCAUGGAAAAAGCACGUGAACACUAUCACGCGGCAGCAAGUGCCGGUCAUCAAAAGGCCUUAGAGCGGCUCAAAAAUGGCAUAUAA